This is a messenger RNA of Cladophialophora carrionii CBS 160.54, 486 nucleotides long. RefSeq lists its product as uncharacterized. The coding region runs from base 1 to 486 and encodes 161 amino acids. The record is from RefSeq and is a predicted model, not a curated record. The transcript is spliced from 2 exons. Lineage: Eukaryota; Fungi; Ascomycota; Eurotiomycetes; Chaetothyriales; Herpotrichiellaceae.
AUGAAGUUCUUCGCUGCCGCUGCUCUCGUUGCUGGCGCUUCCGCCGCUGCCGUCAAGCGUGGUGAACCGGCCGGUAACACCUGGGGAGACUGGGGUGCCUCGACCGUCUACUCGACUGUCUACUCAACCGAGUACUCGACCGUCUACUCGACCGCGACCGUCCCCACGACCAUCUACUCAACUGCCACCGUGCCCACCACCAUCUACAAGACCGAGACUGUCCCCACGACCGUGUACAAGACCGCCACUGUGCCCACCACCGUGACCGUGCCCACCACCAUCUACAAGACCGAGACUGUCCCUACCACCGUCUACAAGACUGAGACCGUUCCCACCACUGUCACCGUGCCCACGACCAUCUACUCCACUGCCACCAUCACCGCUUCCCAGUGGGGUGACUGGCAAGUCACCACCGCCUACGUCACCGUCCCCGAGACGGCGUACGUGACCGUGACUGCCGCCGCCACCUGGGGUGACUGGAACUAA